GUGGUGGUCCGCCAUUUCGUGACGCCGCGGGACCGAGAGUGUCUGUAGAAGCAGAGCCAGAGGGAAGCGGGGAAGCGGGUGGGCCUGUCGGAGCGUUAGGAUUUGAGCUUGGGCCUUUUGAACCCAGGAUCUCGAAAUGCAUCGUGAUUCCUGUCCCUUGGAUUGUAAGGUUUAUGUAGGUAAUCUUGGAAAUAAUGGAAACAAGACUGAAUUGGAACGGGCUUUUGGCUAUUAUGGACCACUCAGAAGUGUGUGGGUUGCUCGAAACCCUCCUGGCUUUGCUUUCGUCGAAUUUGAGGAUCCCCGAGAUGCUGCUGAUGCUGUCCGGGAACUAGAUGGAAGAACACUGUGUGGCUGCCGUGUAAGAGUGGAACUGUCGAACGGUGAAAAGAGAAGUCGGAAUCGUGGGCCGCCUCCCUCUUGGGGUCGUCGUCCUCGAGAUGAUUACCGCAGGAGGAGUCCUCCACCUCGGCGCAGAUCCCCAAGAAGGAGAAGCUUUUCCCGAAGCCGGAGCAGGUCACUUUCUAGAGAUAGGAGAAGAGAAAGGUCUCUGUCUCGUGAGAGAAAUCACAAGCCGUCUCGAUCCUUCUCUAGGUCUCGUAGCCGAUCUAGGUCAAAUGAAAGGAAAUAGAAGACCAGUUUGCAAAAGUGGUGUACAGGAAAUAACUUCAUCUGACAGGAGUAUGUACAGGAAAUUAAAGUUUUGUUUGAGACUUCAUAAGCUUGGUGCAUUUUUAAGAUGGUUUAGCUGUUCAAAUUUGUUUUGUCUCUUGGAACAGUGACACACAAAACAAUGUAAUUCUCUAUGGUUUCAGAUAGAUCAUAUGAGGCAUGUGAUAUCAAGAAUUGUUACUUUACAAUGUUCCCUUAAGCAAGAUUUAAUUUUCUUUGAAUUUUAGUUUUUCAUAGACUGAAAUAAACCUAGAUCCUGCCCA
Molecule: messenger RNA, 935 nt
Organism: Mus caroli (Ryukyu mouse)
Lineage: Eukaryota; Metazoa; Chordata; Mammalia; Rodentia; Muridae
Gene: Srsf3
Product: serine and arginine rich splicing factor 3
Molecular function (GO): RNA binding
Source: RefSeq, a predicted model, not a curated record